Messenger RNA from Canis lupus familiaris (dog), 3428 nucleotides. RefSeq names its product interferon regulatory factor 8 (gene IRF8). The record is from RefSeq and is a predicted model, not a curated record. Gene Ontology annotation, cellular component: nucleus. Gene Ontology annotation, molecular function: protein binding; DNA-binding transcription factor activity, RNA polymerase II-specific; RNA polymerase II cis-regulatory region sequence-specific DNA binding. Gene Ontology annotation, biological process: regulation of transcription by RNA polymerase II; immune system process. The transcript is spliced from 9 exons. Lineage: Eukaryota; Metazoa; Chordata; Mammalia; Carnivora; Canidae. Bases 58 to 1338 code for a protein of 426 amino acids.
GUGGGAACCGGGCGGCGGCGCCGAAGGCGGGCGGCGGGCUGGGCGCGCGGCGGCAGGAUGUGUGACCGGAACGGUGGCCGGCGGCUUCGGCAGUGGUUGAUUGAGCAGAUUGACAGCAACAUGUACCCGGGGCUGAUUUGGGAAAAUGAUGAGAAGAGCAUGUUCAGGAUCCCUUGGAAACAUGCUGGCAAGCAAGAUUAUAACCAGGAAGUGGAUGCAUCCAUUUUUAAGGCCUGGGCAGUUUUCAAAGGGAAAUUUAAGGAAGGAGACAAAGCUGAACCAGCCACUUGGAAGACAAGGCUACGCUGUGCUUUGAACAAGAGCCCAGAUUUUGAGGAAGUGACAGACCGGUCCCAGCUGGACAUCUCUGAGCCAUACAAAGUUUACCGGAUUGUCCCCGAGGAGGAGCAAAAAUGCAAAUUAGGCAUGGCGACUCCUGGCUGUGUGAGCGAGAUCACUGAGAUGGAGUGUGGUCGUUCUGAAAUCGAUGAGCUCAUCAAAGAGCCCUCUGUGGACGAUUACAUGGGGGUGGUCAAAAGGAGCCCUUCCCCGCCGGAGGCCUGUAGGAACCAGCUCCUCUCAGACUGGUGGGUGCAGCAGCCCAGUGCAGGCCUCCCACUAGUGACGGGGUACACUGCCUAUGAUGCACACCAUUCAGCUUUCUCCCAGAUGGUCAUCAGCUUCUACUACGGGGGCAAGCUGGUGGGCCAGACCACCACCACCUGCCCCGAGGGCUGCCGCCUGUCCCUGAGCCAGCCAGGCCUGCCCAGUGCCAAGCUGUACAGUCCCGAGGGCCUGGAGCUGGUGCGCUUCCCACCAGCGGACGCCAUCCCCAGCGAGCGGCAGCGGCAGGUGACGCGGAAGCUGUUCGGGCACCUGGAGCGCGGCGUGCUCCUGCACAGCAGCCGGCAGGGCGUGCUUGUCAGGCGGCUGUGUCAGGGCCGCGUGUUCUGCAGCGGCAACGCCGUGGUGUGCAAGGACAGGCCCAACAAGCUGGAGCGUGACGAGGUGGUCAAGGUCUUCGACACCAGCCAGUUCUUCCGAGAGCUGCAGCAGUUCUAUAACCACCAGAGUCGGCUUCCCGACAGCAGGGUGGUGCUGUGCUUCGGAGAAGAGUUUCCAGAUAUGACCCCCUUGCGCUCCAAACUCAUUCUGGUGCAGAUCGAGCAGCUCUACGCCCGGCAGCUGGUGGAAGAAGCUGGGAAGAGCUGUGGCGCCAGCUCGAUGGUGCAGCCUCCCGAGGAAUCCCAGCCAGACCAGGUCUUCCGGAUGUUUCCAGACAUCUGUGCCUCACACCAGAGACCUUUUUUCAGAGAAAACCAGCAGAUCACGGUUUAAGCCUCUCCUGGGCACCCCAUUCUGCCCAUGCCUCAUGUUUCAUUAUUACAAUUACUGUUGUAAUUAUUUAAAGAUGUGGAUCCCUCUGACCUGGGGCGGGAUGCUUCACUCUGCUCUUAAUUUAGUAAGGGCAUUCCCCGAGGACUUGACGUUUAAAAACAGUCGCGUCACACUUCUACUUUGAAACCUGCACCAAAUGAUCUGGAUGCUGUAACUAUAAUCUGUGAUUCAAACAUUUAUUUCCCUGCAUUUCCCCUAAUUAUCAUUAGUUGCCAGAUUCUCUCAGCGUUCAGAGAUAAAUGAUCUUUCCAAAGACUUGGCAUUCAAUUCUCCUAGCCCAUAGCUGCUUCCGGGGAAAAAGAUUUGAAAUCUCAGAUCAGCUUGUCAGAACAAGGCUGCUUUUUUUGUCUUUACCUUGUGUUAGAGCUAUAGAUAGAUGAUUUCAUAUGCUUGAUUCGAUGUGGAGUGCCUUUACUGUGAAGCAUGUUAAUAAGAUUUUUUAGAAAUACUUAGAUAACAGCCUCUCUUUAGCAAGUGAGAGCAGAACGCCAGGCUUGUUAGAGGAAUGUAUGUCCCUCCCAGGACACGUUGCCAGAGGGCGUGUCCAGCACCAGACGAACUGGUGUGUUCUCACCUUCCGACCAUGACAAUUUUCCCUCUGGGCCUUACUGCCAGGAAGCUUAUAGCUAAAUUUUUUUCAUUUCUGUAAUUAAAUCAUCCCUGAUACUUUGCUCUUUUCUUCUAAAUGGUUUUGACCUGUUUAAAAAAUAUUCAUACUUUUACUUGUCCUAUUUCACAUGUCCUAUUGUAAACUGCUUUGAAUUUUUUUUUUUUUUAUCAAGUGAGCAGGCUAUAAACCACAAACGCAAAAAGUAAUUGUAGAUUGUGCCUUCGAUUCAGUGAACCCAUAGACCAGCUGGUGGUGUUGAGCAUGUGGUGGGUGUGGCUCGGGUGGAUUGGAGGAUGUGGGUGAGAGGCAUGAGCUUCUCACCACUACCCUGGUCCUGGGGUGGACAGUGGCAGGGAUGGUGUCUUCUCCCUCCCUAGGACUCCUUGAAGUGCCAGAUGGCCUCAGGUCAUACUGAAUUCUCUUCAGAGGGGUCCUGUGCUGGGACUCACGUUAUUUCCUAGCAACUAAGAUACAGCGACUACCCCGAAAUAUGUCAAAAUGGCAAGGGCAGGUCAGCCUUCCCACCGACCUUGUCUUAUGCAUAUAACACAUCUCCACGACUGCUCUAAAACCACUUUCAUGAUUAAAAAGCACUUGAACAUUUUUUUCUGGGGGGGGGGGGCGGGGGGAGUUGUAUUUAGCUAUGUUGGGGAUUAGGGUGCCCCUUCCCUGGCUGUGUGUCCUGUGUGCUGUGCAGGAACUGGUGGAGGCUGGCCAGCCAGGGUGAGCAUAGAGCAGCAGCAGGUGCCCACUGUGUGGCAGGGGUGGGAGGAGCCAGCUCCAUCUUCAGUAUGGACAGCAGGCAGGGUAGGGGAGGCCCUGCUGCUUUCCCUCCAUUCUCAGUGGGGUGGGGAGAAGAGCCUUGGCCUCAUUCUUUCUCCUUUAUAACCCAGCAGCAGCCUUACUGGCUGCCACCACUCUGGCUCAGUCUCACUGUGAAAGGGCAGGAAGGGGCCUUACCUGUCAACACCACUUUGCCAUGUGGGAGAAGCUGGGGUUUGUGGGCCCCAACUUAGCCAGCCUGGCAGCCUAGUAACCAUGGGUCCCUAAUUUCAAAUCCAAUGCCCGUUCCCUUUCCCCAUGGCCACUUUCAUGAAGGUGAUGUAGGCGUCGCGUGUGUAGCAAGACUCCAUCAUCCUGGGUCCCUCGGGUAGUGUUUGAUUCCACCUGCAAACAUAGGGAAAUUCAACAAAAGUGGCUUUUCCUCUUUAGCCAACAAAGCCAGCAUCACAUUAUCAAGGAUAACAGGUCUGUUUUCUAAAAGUAUGUCGGAGAACAGUGGGUUUCGGUGUCUAGCUCAAACAAAUGGUAAAGCAUUUAUCUUGAAUAUGCUAAAUGAAUAUUUAUUUUUGUAUCCAUUUAAAAUGUAUAUUGAUCUUUUUUGUUCUUUAUUUUAAUAAAGUGCUUUUUAAAAAGCUGA